Molecule: messenger RNA, 8768 nt
Organism: Poecilia latipinna (sailfin molly)
Lineage: Eukaryota; Metazoa; Chordata; Actinopteri; Cyprinodontiformes; Poeciliidae
Gene: asic1c
Product: acid-sensing (proton-gated) ion channel 1c
Exons: 11
Coding region: 981-2552 (523 amino acids)
Biological process (GO): sodium ion transmembrane transport
Cellular component (GO): plasma membrane
Molecular function (GO): pH-gated monoatomic ion channel activity; ligand-gated sodium channel activity
Source: RefSeq, a predicted model, not a curated record
GAGAGAGAGAGAGCAAGAAAUGGGGGAGUGGUGGGAGAGAGAAAGGAGGCGAAAAUCAGAGUGAAAGGCUCCACACGGCAGAAUAUAAAUCUGUAUGUUAACAGGACUAAAGCUCGGGGGUCUUGAGGUGGCUUUAGUGCUAAUGCUGCUCGGGGGGUGCUUAUAAAGCCUCAAGAGGUGGUCUUCUUUCUUAACUGUGGAUCUGUGCAAAAAAGGAAGUGGAACCCGUGGAAUCAGUGAACGCCGGUGUGUCAGGCACGGUGGUGGGCUGGUCGGAGGUCUCUGACCCCCUCAUUUUCAUUUCUUGGAAGAAAAGAGAAGCGCUAAGAGACACCAGAGAAAAAGGAAGGUGACAGCGAGGGACCAGUGAGCCAUUUCUCUCUUUAUUACUCUCAUUCAGAAAACCAUUGCCGCCUAUUAUCAAUGCGAUGUAGAGGCAUUCUCUCCGAUUGGAGGAGGAAGGGUCCCAUUGACUGCUGAGGCUUAGCGCCCCUCUUUAAACGCUAGUCCUUUUCAUCUCAUUCCCCCCUCUCAUUGCCUAUAUCCUUCUGUCUGCUGUUUUCUGUUCUCUUUCCUUGUCCCUUUCUUUUGACUCGACUCAGGAAUCAGGAGACAUUACGUUUUUGGUAGAAGUGGGUGUUUCUGUCAUUGUUAUUGGUGCCUCUGCAAAGGACAGCUGAGCGUGGAGAGUGAGAGACAGCUUUGGAGAUAAUAAAACGGCAAACUGAACGAAAAGGGGGGACCUGGCACUCCAGGAACAGCUGACAAACCAAUGGCAUGCGAGACUCGAUGAAAAGAAAAGUGUUACAGAGUCUGACAACCAUUUUAAGGUAGCUAUUUACUGAAAAUAUUUCUCCUUCUUGGAGAAAAAAAAAGAGACAGUGUGCCAAACAUCACUGCUGGUUACAUUUUGCUUUUCCUGUUGCUAAGCAAAGUCUCUAACCUGAAGUUCGUUGAGUACUGAGCAUCACUUUACAGCCAUGAAAGGAAGCUCAGAGGAAAGCAUUGAAAGUGUCAGGCCCUCGAACCUGCAAGCAUUUGCCAACAUAUCCACCCUACAUGGCAUGAGCCACAUAUUUGCCUACGGACACAUGACAUUCCGUCGAUUUCUUUGGACUAUUUCUUUCUUGGGCUCAUUAAGCUUACUGAUGCUGGUCUGCAUGGAUCGGGUGUCGUAUUACCUAGAGUAUCCUCACGUCACCAAAUUGGACGAAGUGGCAGCCACAAACCUCACCUUUCCUGCUGUUACCUUCUGCAACCUCAAUGAAUUUCGUUUCUCCAAAAUCACUAAAAAUGACCUUUAUCACGUUGGAGAGCUCCUGGCCCUCCUUAACAAUAAUCACCAGAUCGCCAACCCACACUUGGCUGAAGCUGAGGUUCUGGCUGUACUAAAGGAAAAGGCGAACUUCCAGAACUUCAAGCCCAAGCUCUUCAAUAUGACAGAUUUCUAUAACCGAACAGGGCAUGACAUCGGUGACAUGCUUCUGCAGUGCACCUUUCGGGGAGAGGAUUGCUUCGCUGUAAAUUUCACCACAAUUUACACUCGCUACGGGAAAUGCUACACCUUCAACUCAGGGUUAGAUGGCAACCCUCUGCUGACCACAUUGAAAGGAGGCACAGGGAAUGGCCUGGAAAUCAUGCUGGAUAUCCAGCAGGAUGAAUACCUGCCUGUUUGGGGAGAGACAGACGAGACAUCCUAUGAGGCCGGCAUAAAGGUGCAGCUUCAUUCUCAGUCAGAGCCUCCCUUCCUCCAUGAGCUGGGCUUUGGGGUCGCCCCCGGCUUCCAAACAUUCGUUUCCACUCAAGAGCAGAGGCUUCAGUACCUCCCACAACCUUGGGGAGACUGCAAGUCCACACCGAUAGACUCAGAAUUCUUCUCCACGUACAGCAUCACCGCAUGCCGCAUUGACUGUGAAACCCGGUACCUGCUGGAGAACUGCAACUGCAGAAUGGUUCACAUGCCCGGUACUUCAACAGUUUGCACACCAGAGCAAUAUAAAGACUGUGCUGACCCAGCUUUAGACUUUUUGGUAGAGAAAGACAACGAUUACUGUGUCUGUCAGACCCCCUGCAACAUGACUCGCUAUGGCAAGGAGCUGUCCAUGGUAAAGAUCCCCAGUAAGGCAUCUGCUAAAUAUCUGGCUAAGAAAUUCAACAAAACUGAGCAGUAUAUUGGAGAAAAUAUAUUGGUGUUGGACAUCUUCUUUGAAGCCCUAAACUAUGAGAAAAUUGAGCAGAAGAAGGCCUAUGAAAUUGCAGGGCUUCUCGGUGACAUUGGAGGUCAGAUGGGGCUUUUCAUUGGAGCCAGUGUUCUAACAAUACUGGAAAUAUUCGACUACCUAUACGAGGUGUUUAAGGAUAAGGUUCUGGGUUACUUUGUGCGCAAGAAACGGCCGCAGCGUUGUCAGAGCGACAAUCUGGAGUUUCCAGAGAACCCAACCAGCCCUGGUGUCACGCCUAAUCAUGCCCCCAGAGCACAUGUGACACCCUCCGGAGUCACUCGGACAGUCUCGGAUUCACGCCGAACAUGUUACCUCGUCACCCGACUUUAGGCAACUUUGAGGAAUUUGCUUGUUGAUGAAGCAACGCAGGGGCUGGGGGCACAUUUCGAGACUUGACGGCAAACUGUGAAAUAAUUUGUGCAUUCAACAGAUAAGCAUUAAGUGUAUGCUCAAAAGCAGUAUGACAGAAAUACAAUAUCAUCAUCAACACACACAAAAAGAGACCACUUCCAAAACAGAACUCAGGUUUAACACCCAUGUGAAGGGCAUCAAUGUUCAUUGUAUCCACGUUUCAUUUUGUACCUUUGGUUUUGUUGAACUGUCACUUUAAAUCAAACAAUCCGCACAGACAAAUCUGUCUAAAAAUGGGUCUACAAUCUAUGUUGAGUUUUGUAACAGCAUCAUGUCAGUUUUGCUGUGUAUCAAUGAAGAAAACAACUGGUAUGUGCAAAAGUGUUCAUUGUUUUCAGUACUAUAUCUCCCACCACUUAAACCAGAGUUGCAUUGAAUAACCACAUACUUUUAAGAGGUAACAGUUGGUUGAAAAAGCUUCUCAGACCUGAAUGAGAAUACAUGACUAAUGUUGCCUUUCGCUACAUUGAGACUAUGAAAUGUCUCUAAUUAGACAACUGUGCUUACUUGACUUUGCAAAAGAGCAGGAACUUCAAUAUUUGUAUAUUUGCUAAAGCAUUAUGUAUUAUUUUACAAUUGCUAUGCGACAUAUUGAACUGAAAUUUGAUUUAGUCAUUUUGUUAUUUUUGGUGAUGAAAAAGGCAUUUGAUUGUAUUUGAUUUGCUUACGAUAUAUUACAUUUAUUUUGGAUUUGUUUUGGGAGUUUUUGUUGCUUUUUUCCCCCCAUUUUGGUUUUACAUGGAUAAAUGGAUGCUAGCCACUUAUCAGUUCAAAUAACAUGUAUAUGAUAAUAUGUUUGAUCACAGAAUCUUAAAAGCACAUAUCUGUAAUUUAAUUCAUCCUAGUCAACAAGGACAUUUCAGCAGUGCAAAAUGCCAUUUUUUUCACAGUCAUCAUGUCCGAUACCUAAAAUAUCAUUCUUUGUCUGACUCACGCACCAAAUUUUUCAUUUGCCAAACUUAUUUACUCCUUUUCAUAUCUUUCCUCUGAAACAGAAGUCCUACCAGAACACAUGACCUAAUAAGUUAUGUUUCAGUUUUUAAUUGUGAGUCAGAAAAUUGUUCUGACACUAAGCAACAUGUGGUUCUAAUAUUUACUUAUACUGCAUUGGUAUUUGGAUCAAAUUAUUGUUUUCCUUUUCUAUAUGAACAUCUUGGACUGAAAUUUCCAUGUCCUACACACAGUCUGAGUGUCCUCAAAUGUUCAAAUCAUAUUUUGCCUUAGCUAAUUUUAAAAUUAGGUCGGGCUAACCUGCUGUAGCAGCCUUUCAAAGCUUUCGGCAUGCAGAUGUGAGUGAAUCUUCAUCAGUACAGACAAAUUGGAAAGCAUAGCACUAGAAAAAAAAGUGCUAAUAUUGAAUCAUCGCAAUGACAUUUGUGUAGCAUUUACAUACAUUUUGUAGCAGUACAGAAUAUGUGCCAAAUAUAUUGCUUCUCUGAAUUGUGACAGUCAUCCAAGAAAAAUAUAUGACAUCACUAAAAAAAGGCAGUGGCUGCCUGGCUUGGCUAGAGAUCAAGUUACUAUUGCUGCAGUGCCAGACAGGUAAAAAGGUGAUAAUGCAACUUUUGUUUUCUCAAAGUCACAUAUCGUCAUGCACCAGUGAAACAUAAUGCAGAUAUGCAAUAUUGUGAUGGAGGGUUUUAAAUAGCCCUGUACAUUUUGUACAAACAGCUUUAAAAAAGACUCUUUCAAAUUCCAUGUUUGAAAGCUGAAAAACUAUUCGGAGCAUAGGAGAGGUUUGAUUAGAUGUUACAGUGGCCUGCCAUAAUUUCUAGGGUGAGUUUCCUUUCUUCACUAUAAACGAAAUGUUCUGAUCACAGAUGAAUGUAAAUCAAUCCAACAAAUACAAAGUUCAAUUUUGGCACUGAAAUUCAGAAUAAGAGUAAGAUAGGAUUUGAAGUUUGAAUGAAAAUACUUUAUUUGCCAAAUCACAUAGGAAGUUGUUGAACACAUUACGAAUUUCUACUUUCAAGUUUUAUCACUAAUUUGUAAUGCCUUGCACAAUUUAUUAAUCUUUACAACAUUUGAUAGCUUUAAAACUUAAUUGUAUUUUAUUGGGAUUAUAUGUGAUAGACCAGCACAAUGUUCAUAUCUAGAGGUGAAAAGGCUAAAUAUUUUUUGACAUUUGGGUGCUGUAACAUCAGACACAAUAUCAGAUGAAUAGAAGAUGAAGAAUAUCGUAUAAAGAAUCUCAGAUGAAGAAAUUGAAAGAGAUAAAAUGGGAUAAUUGUAAAGAAAAUGUAAAGAUGUAUAUUUACCCUAUUAAGUCAGAGUUUCAGUUGUUCUACAAAGAAGAAUAGGAAGACAUUUUUAAUGUCAAGAUGGACAAACCCUUAAAGACCUGCAGCUGUAGUUGCAGUAUUGACUCAGGGUGGCUAAAUACAAAACCAAGACCCAUUCUUCAGAUUAAAUAAUUUUUGAAUGUAGACACAUUUAAAAACAAUGCAUCUUUUACUUUCACCUAAAACUUAUGGACUAAUUUUGUCUAUCAUUUAAAAUCACAAUGAAGUAACCCUGAAGUUUCAGACUCUAGUGUAAAAAUAUGUGGAAAAAGUGGGAUGAAGCACUGUAAUAUUUUGUCUGCUGCCAUAUUUGUCUGAAAACCUACCAAAACUAGCACUGUAAUGGAAAAAUAAGAGAAAAUAAAAUGGCAACAGGGACAACAAAAUUGACAACUUUCACUGUGAAUGAACAAGAAUGAUGCCAGAUGAUACCACAACUGAAUGCAAAAAUAGUGGAAGGGGGAUGUAUUCUAAACUUUUACUUAACUGAAAUUUGAAAACAAAGGCUUUACAUAUAUUUACCAAAAUGAAGUUUCAAUAGGUGAUAAAGAAACACUUAAUUCUGGGAGGUAGAGCUGGGUCUCUCCUAGCCGUAUCAGCUGACGUGAAAAUAUUACUUUGGUGAGGUGAUGAAAUUUACAUAGACCACUUUCAUCUCUGGGUGGGGGGGGGGGGAGAUUUCAAAAAAUGAAAAAUUAAUUAGAUUUGAAAAAAAACCGUUUGGCUUGCUGCUGCCCUUCUUAUUUAACCUGUUCUUCCAUCAUAGUGUCUUAAAGGUACUCAGCAGCACAAUCCCAGGUGAUAGUAAUGUAUACACUAAGAAGAGUUUAAAAAGACUGGUGACAUUCCUAAACUUGAUAGAAACUUGUAAAUACCUGCAGUCAAAUGCUACAAAAAAAAAAAAGUCACAGAUACUUAUGUAAACCAUUGCAUAUGAAUAUUUAUAAACUGAUAAACACACAUAGAUCUUCUUCUUUCUUUAUCCAUUAAUAGGAUUUGAAUUUCUGCGUCUCUUUUUGGGGAUUACACGCCGACUUAUUAAAUAAUUCGCCUCAAAGCAUCAUAACCAUGCUUCGCAGCACUACUCAGUUUGGUUGAUUUAUAAUAAAGAGCUACAUUGUACAAAUUGACCACUGUAUACAAACAUUAUUAUCCCAGAAAAUGUAAUAAGUCACAAAUAACAGUUUGUGAUGUAUAAAUGAUCUAGUAUAAUAAACUAUAUUUACCCAUCCAUGCUUAAGUACAUAACUUUUCUUAUCUUGGUGUCAGGCUUCUUCCUCUGUUUCACUGUUAUUUAAGUCCUUGUCUCUCAAAUAUCGGACCUGUAGGUACUGAACAAAAAGUCUCAAACCCACCAUUCUCUUUCUUUCACGUGAAAGGUUUUAGAUGUAACAGUUUCAUUUUAUGGUGUUCAAACAGCUGUAGGUUUAUUACUUUGUAGUUUGUGUAUUAGAUGACUGUUGAUGUGAAGCACAAACCCUUGGAAAUUAGCCAUCGCUUGAAAGCCAACGAUGGGAUGUCUGUGAUCCUGACAGCCUUGUGUGGCUCCAAUUUAAAAUGACACACACUGUUAAAUAUGAUGUGCCCUUGGCUCUGACAACAGGAACAGGAACGGAGCAGACUUUUUAAGAGAUUUUACAUUUUCAGGACAAAAAAAAAAAAAAGAAGAUAAAUGGAGUUGCAGUAAAAGCAAUAAAGGGGGAGAUGUGGUUGUUAUGAGAAUGGUGUAAAAAAAAAAAAAAAGGAGAGGGAUUCGAGCUACAUGAAUAUAGGUAAAUGUCAUUAAAUUAGAAUAUUUUUGGUGAAUUUAUUUCAGUAAUUCCAUCCAGAAAGGAAACAUAUUUCUAGCAGUCAUUGAUGAUAAUGACACAUUUCUUUUUAUAAUUCUGGUCUACAAUCACUAAAAAUCCAGUAUUAUUUACAUAAGUCUAAUAAAAAAAUGUUUAUUAUGAAAAUGAUAUAUCAUUAUCUACACAAUCAAAAAAUAUAAUUGCUGAAAAAGCUAGUUAUUCACAUAGUCUCGUACCUGAGAUUUAUAUUGGAAAGUUCAAUGAAAGGAAAUGUUUUGUGAGAAAUAGGUGCACAAACAACAGCGUUAAUAGGCUUGAGAUUAUAAAACAAAUUGUUCGGACAUUGCUGAACCAGAGACAAUGUCUAAAGCAUCGUACUUGAGCUUAAAAAAAGGACCUGAAUGUUACCCAAUGGUCCAAAGUGCUCUUUUUAGUUGGAAAUAUAUUUUGCAUUACAUUUAGCAAUCGAGCUCCCAGAGUCUGGAAGAUAAAGCACAGAAUCCAAGUUGCCUGACAUUUAAUUUGAAGUUAUGAUAGUCAGAGAUAAUUUGGGGAGUCAUGUCACGUACUAGUGUUGGUUCACUGCCUGUUUCAUAAGUUCAAAAUCAGCACAGCCAACUACCAAUACAUUUUAUAGUACUUUGAGUCUGUGUGCUUAAAAACUCUACCCUCUAGACUUGGCUCCAUCCCACACUACUUUAUUUACCAAUACCUGUUCAGUGAUCAGGUUAUCACGAUACUUGAUUCAUCAUCAAUCUGGAUUGCCCUAAGCCCCACAGAGAAUAAAGAUUACAGGAAAGAAGAGAAAGACAAUUUACCAAACUUAACCCAACAGACAAUUUGAAGGUCAAUAUGAAAAUGGUCUGCAUUCCUUAACACAUCAGUAGAGCAACGGUAACUCAGUGCCACGAUGCAUUGAAGCAGUAAUGCAAGCAAAAGAAGACCUGACCGAGUAUAAAAUACAGUACAUGGACAUGCUUUUCAGUGGGCUAACUUUUCUGUAUUAAAUAUUUUUUAUUGGUCUUAUGUCCUAAUUUUACAACAACAAAAACAUUGUUUUGUAUUUUUAUUAGCUGAAAGUCAAUCUUUAAAGUCAAAGGUAAAUGUUUAAAUAUAUUACAGUGGCUAUUAAUUUUAUAUACGAUACAGAAUUACUGAAAUUAAUUUAUCAGUUACAUUCUAAAUUAAUGACAUUAAUCUGCAUUGAGCAGCAGGAGUGGAUGUAAAAUAGAAAUCUUCCAAUUGUAACACAAAGGUAUGAAGGUGGCCAUUGUAUUAAAACCAUCACCAUCCAAACAUUUAACACAGAGGUGCCAAUUCUUGUUACACUAUGAUGCUGCUCUGAUGAUGCUGCAUUGCUCUGAUGGAUUUGGGUGGGAGUCGAGUUACUGGGAAAAACAAAAAAUAAUAAAUAAAUAAAAAAAACUGACUCAACUUUUCUGCAUACUCUGGAGAUCCUAGAUGAGGGCUUUGUUGGAAUGUCCCAGGUCUUUACCUCUAACCCCAACCCCUGCCUUAUUACAUGUAAAAGAACAGCAGAGUGUACCUGAGCUGGCAGAAAUCAUCAAUGAACUUCAUGAAGUUGAUAUUUACUGCAUAGCUAUAGUCAAAAUACAAGUAUUCUACACAAACAACUAUUUUAUGCUAAUAUUUUACAGCGAAUCACACAUUUUCUCCUUGCAUGAUCAUUAUGUAUUCCCAAUAUAUCAGAUCUAUCAAUGUAAUGAUAGCUAUGCUGUUCACUUUGUAUUGUUCAAGGUGUAUUUCUGGAGUCAGAUGAAUCAAAAAGGGUUUUCUCCACAUCUUUAUGAAAUGUAUUUGACAAUAACACACACAAACCUCAGUUAUUUAACAAAGGUUGUUUAAAUAUAUUGCAGCUUAAACUGAAGCUAAGGUGUGCCUUUAAGACAGAUUCUUACAGGUAAUAUCAUUUUACCCUACCCGACACACGCAUCCACAAAUAUCUGGAGACCCGGAGUUGUUUCAUCUGGCUCUACAUGCGCUAUGUGUAUUUUACUGUAGAUAUGUGAUUUUAACUCUGUACAUUAAAUAGUUAUUACACA